AUGUUCAAGUUUGUCGCCAUCGUUGCCCUCCUGGUUGCCACUGCCAGCGCUGGUCUGAUCGAGACCCACCAUGUGGUCCAUGAGCCCGUCCUGGCCAAGGUAGGAACUGUGGUGCACUCUGCUCCUUCGGCUGUGUCCCACCAGAGCAUCACCCAGGUGCACAGCAAGGCCGUCGUCCAGCCCGUUGUGGCUCCAGUCCUGAAGACCGUGGCUGUCCACUCUGCUCCAGUGGUUCACUCCGUUCCCGUUGUCCACGCUGCUCCAGUUGUCCACCACUCCGUGCCUGUGGUUCACUCCGUGCCAGUGGUGCACUCUGUUCCCGUUGUCAAGUCUGUGGUGCAUGCUGCUCCUCUGGCCUACACCCUGCACCAUUAA
Molecule: messenger RNA, 375 nt
Organism: Drosophila serrata
Lineage: Eukaryota; Metazoa; Arthropoda; Insecta; Diptera; Drosophilidae
Source: RefSeq, a predicted model, not a curated record